CGUUGGCAGCACGGGAAGCACGUCGAUCAGUUUCAUUCUUCCUGGUCUGUUCUACUACAAGAUUUCGUCACCAGACUCGCCUCACCACCAACGACUGAUGAAGGAGGACGAUGAUGAAGAGACAGACGCGGAUGGUGAAGCAGUGUCGGGUGGAUGGAAUAGUGGAAGCAUCUUGCGUAAAGCCAGUCUUGCGCUGGCCAUCUAUGGUUUGCUGGUGAUGGUGGUUUGCCUCAUCACCAACACAUUCUUUGUCGUUGCCCACUGAUUUAGACGUGGGUAUUGAUCAAAAGUAAUAUUCUUUCUUAAAUUGAACACUGUUUUGGGACUGUCACAUGCCUCGGUUCGUCAAGUUGUAGCGAUGACGACAGAAAAUCCGGGAAAGCAUGUGGGGUGAUGAUAUAGGUAGCGGCCUGCAUGUUAAGACAGGCGACAAAGGUGCUGUCUUUUCUGCACGACUCCGCAGUAUACCAAGUCCAAGUACCAUUGCCCCGCAGAGUCGCGAGUGCGUCGAAGUCGACGUUAAAAGAAACAACUCUCACCAUGUCCGUCUACAACAGUCAGCUGGUAACACGCUUCAUGAAUGCCGUCGACCGCUUGAACUACUCUGCUGACUAUGGCUUCGAGGACGCCUUUGAGCUCUACCACAAGAUCCAGGAACAUGAUCAACGCCGAGGUCCGACUACCGAUGGGAUUGGUCUACCAGCAUUGGGCCAUGCUCUAGCAGGUUCUGCUGGCACCGCUUUGUCGCAUCUUAUCCUAUACCCGCUCGAUCUCGUCAUCACUCGCCUCCAAGUCCAACAACAACUCAAGUCGCCUGGAGAAGCCACCUCGGCCGCGAAAGAUGCAGAUGAUGCCGAAUACACCAGCUUGCUCGAUGCAGCACAGAAGAUAUACACACACGAAGGAGGACUACAAGCCUUCUGGAACGGUUGUGCGACCGACACGGCCAAGAGUGUCAUUGACAGCUUCCUGUUCUUCCUCGCAUACACUGCCUUUAGACAACGAGAGCAGAAGAAGUUGGGCACAAAGUCCCUGCCUAUCUUCAAUGAGCUGAGCAUUGGCAUCGCCGCUGGGGCUUUGUCCAAGUUCGUUACGACACCAAUCGCCCAGAUUGUGACCAGGAAACAGACUGCCGCUCUCAUCGCCGCAAGAGACAAGACUUCCAGCCUGCCACCAGGCAUGGCCUCCAAACUCAGCAUCAAGGACAUUUUCCUCCAGAUCCGUGAAGAGCGUGGUCUCAAAGGCUUCUGGGCCGGCUACAGUGCCAGUCUGAUUCUUACCCUCAAUCCUGCCUUGACCUUCCUCCUUCAGAACCUACUCAAGAGAACAUUACUCCCUCGCUCUCAACGCGAAAAGCCAGGACCCAAGGCAUUGUUCCUCAUCGCCGCAAUGUCAAAAGCAACAGCAUCAACAGUAACCUACCCGUUCAGUCUAGCGAAAAGCCGUGCUCAAGUCUCUCGUCCAAUGGCAGAGGAAGUGCAGGGCAAACCACCAUCCUACCUCGAGAAACCAGAUCUAUCUUCUGACUCGAAAAUCACGGCCAAGUCCAAGAAAGUCUUACGUUUGGUCUUUUGGCAGCAGAUACAACAACUCGCCAUCAUUCGCUCUUUGCGCAACAUUUACCGUUCCGAAGGCGUUAGAGGCCUGUACAGUGGUCUUGAUGCCGAAGUCGUCAAAGGUUUCUUGGGCCAUGGUCUUAGCAUGGUACUGAAAGAGCGCAUCCACGUUCUCAUCAUCUCAGCUUACUACAUGGUUCUCAAAGCCACCAAGAAAUGGCCUCAGGAUUUUGGAUCUGUGGGUGAGCAGGCGAAGAAUGAAUUUGAAAGGGUCAAGGGAGCUGCGGUUGAUAUGGCGGAGAGCGCUGUCGAGGCUGGCAAGGAAGCUGGCCAUCGCGUCCAGAAUGUGGGAGAGACUGUUGUCGAUGGCGUGAAGCAUGCCGUUGAAUCUGGCACUAUCAGUGUCGGGGAAGGGGUUCAGAACGUCAGUGAGACUGUGGUUGGGGGAGUCAAGAACUCAAUCAAGACGGAUGAGUAGCGAGCACGACUCCUUCGUAUUUCACGAUGUCACGAUCAGCGAAAGGGAAGAAUGGUUCACAGUACUAGCGAGGCUUUUUUGGGGGGGGUUCGGAUUGAUCUUCUCUUCUUGUAAUAACCAAAUGCAUUUGCGAAUUGAAGC
Aureobasidium subglaciale EXF-2481 is the source of this 2175-nucleotide messenger RNA. RefSeq lists its product as uncharacterized. NCBI's taxonomy places the organism in Eukaryota, Fungi, Ascomycota, Dothideomycetes, Dothideales, Saccotheciaceae. The coding region runs from base 415 to 2034 and encodes 539 amino acids. The record is from RefSeq and is a predicted model, not a curated record. The transcript has 2 exons.